AAUCUUCAGGGGGGGAGGGGAUGGGAAUGUGUCAAUAUUUUAAAUAAGCCUGACCACACUGAUGGAUUAACUUGAAAAUGAAAAUAAACAGGGACUAAUUACUUAGCUAACUAGAACAUUAAUACAAUUAUGAUCUACGUUUUGAGUGUAAUAUUCAGAAAUGUAAAUAGAAGUAAACUGCAUCCUAGUCAUUCAUCAUAAAGAUGUAAAACAUGUUUUAAAUAUAAUUAAUAAAAUGUAAAUGGUUUCACUGAGAUUUAUGUGUUUUAUUUUAUUUUAAGACUUCAUCCAUGUAAGUGCAAUAAAAUGAUAAAACCAUUAUAAACAAAUAUACCUCACAGAUGGGGGUUUUUUUUUAAACUGGCAAGAGGACAUAAAAUCAGAACUUAAUCAGAGUUUGAGCACAAUUACACACACACACACACGUGCGCACACAGUGCUGGAGCAUUCAUCUGUACAGUAUUAUGAUUAUGUAGUUGAAUAUUUACAGAACUAUCAAGGUCAAGGUCAAAUUUAUUUAUAGUGCACUUUAAAAACAAACCAGGUUUGCGCCAAAGUGCUUUACAGCAAACAUAAUUGAGCAAAAAAGAUUAUCACAAGACAUAGAUACUGAAAUACAUGCAUAAAUACAUGGUGCACACAUACACACACAUAUUCACACAAAGGCAUUUAUGCAUAUCAUUGAAGAAUGCAAAUCAUGUCAGGGAACAUUGCAGGGGUUGGCAAGAGACUAGAAGUGCCUUAAGAAACCAUUUAAACAAGUCAAGAGAAUGUGCUGUUCUUAUAUUUUCAGGGAGACUAUUCCAGACUCUUGGUGCAGCUACUGAGAAGGCCCUGUCACCAGAAAGUUUUCGACGAGUACAUGGGAUAGUUAGUAGCCCUUGAUCUGUAGAUCUGAGUCCUAGCUGUACUGUAUCACACCUUGUUUGGACAGUUGCAACUGUUUAUUAUUAAUGGGGGUGUGCUGUAAUUUUAAUUACAUAGCAUAUUCACUAUAAUGCAAAAUAAUUAGGCAAUAGGAGAAUAUGUGUUACAAGACUUUCUGUUACACUUACUCUUCUUUUCUUUCCCUUACCUGUUACGCCACUCCCUAAGCUGUUUCCAAAUGUUCCCCAACAUUUUCUUCGUUGUUCAAGCUGUCAUUUAUCACAAAACUCUGUGGAUGAAGAGGUGGGCUGCUUUCAGACGCUGGAUCGGUGCAGAUCGCAGAAAACACUCCGGACAAGAGGUCAACCGAGGUGCUGUACAGUGGGCUCCGCAGAAUCUCAGCUGUCAGAUAGUAGCGUUGCAGAUCAGGCGUCAGAAGCUGAGAGGUCCCAAGAUGUCAAGAUCUAUAUCCCCUACGAGUCAGCUGAACUCUGCAUCACUCAGAUAGCCGAGGACAUGGAGGCAAUGAAAAGAAGGCACCUGGAAAUGGUGCAGGAGCUGGAGGAGAACUUUCAGAUCACAGCACAAGAGAAUCAGGAGUGGACUGUGCAGAGGAUCAGAUCUCAUUACCAGAACAAGUUGAACACUCUGAGGAGAAUCCUGGACCUCUACCAGGAGAAGGUGGAGAAGAAGAACGCUGACUGGGAGACCAGAGUCGCGGCCUUGACUGCACAGAACAAGCAGCUACUGGAGGAGCAGACUGCUGAGAGAAGGAGGAGUAAAGAGGAGGCCCUGCAGUGGCACAGAGAAAAGAGCAAAAUGCUGGAACUGUUCUCCAACAGGCUGGAUGCCCUGCACAGCCACCAGGCCUCCACAAUACAGGAGCUGCAAAUGGCCAGACAGGAAGUAGGGAAGGUCCAAGAAAUGUUGAUGGUAUCAUCACAGGAGCAGCAGGAAGCCAAUGAGGAAGGUGAAAGCUCAGCGAACAAAGGGCUUUCAGCACACCAACAGUCUGUGGCCUGCAAUGAGUCAGAUCAGCCACUGGAGGGGGCUAAAGCCCGUCUGGAGGAGCUGAAAGAGAGCCUGUACCAGAGGGAGAGAGAGAUCACUGAGCUGCUGGAGGCAGAGAGGAGCCCUGUCCCUCCCGUCCCUCAGCCUCCCUGCAGUGUUCUGCUUCCCAACGUCAUACAAAAGGCUCAUGCUAUCUGCAGUACAGUGGCUGAGACCAGAGCUCUUUUGGACCAGUUGAUUAAGGAGAACCGGGUCGCUCUGGUCGAAGCCAGAGACAAACUGGACCAUCUACAGAUGGCCAAAGACAGUAAUGACAGAGAGGACAAGACCACUGACCAAGAGGGGUUAGAUGAAUAUGAGUCAAGUUUGUCUGUACUACAAGAAACAGUGAGGGGGUACGAGGUCUCUCAAUUGGCUUUGGACUGCAUCAAAACCGGAGAAAGCCCUGUAAUAAAUGACUGUGAUGCAGUCUCAGAACUGAAGGACAUCUUGGGACGAGGGACAAUCCGAACCACAGAGGGAGUGAAGAGUGUUGGUCAGCAACUUCUCUUGCUGCAGGAUCAGCUAAAGCAAGUUAAAGAAGAGAAAAAGAAAACAAUUGAGAACUACACUUCAGAAAGGACAAUGAGGAAGAAGUACUACAAUAUGGUGGAAGACAUGAAAGGUAAAAUCAGAGUGUUUUGUCGGAUUCGACCAGUGAGCCGAACAGAGGUUGCGCAGGGUGGAGCCAUCGUUGUGGAGAAAAUAGAUGAUUACUCUGUCACUGUGGAAACCUCUCGUGGGGCGAGGGAGUUUCAGUUUGACAAGGUGUUCAGUACUGAAGCCACUCAGGAAGACCUGUUUCAUGACACCAACAGGAUGAUCCAGUCGGCUAUCGAUGGUUACAACGUCUGUAUCUUUGCAUAUGGCCAGACAGGCUCAGGGAAGACCUUCACCAUGGUGGGGGACAAGGAACAGAAGAACCCUGGGAUCAUGCCGAGAUCUUUUAAUGCCAUAUUUGACAUGAUACGGGAGAACAGCACCAAAUUCGACUUCAAGGUUUCAGCCUAUAUGCUGGAGCUGUACAAUGACAGGCUGCAGGACCUCUUUGUGAGCCUGGCUGGUGAGGCCCAUCCACAGCCCCAGUCCCAUGGCCAGGCCAGGAGGGUCGAGAUCAAGAGGAACAGAAAGGGGGUUGUGUUCGCCCAAGGAGCAGAGACAAAGGAGGCUUCCAGUGCCCAGGAGCUCUAUGCUCUGUUCCAGCAGGCCUGCGCCAACCGACACAUCUCUGCCACCAAGAUGAAUGUGGAGAGUUCCCGCUCCCAUCUCAUCGUUGGCAUUAUGGUGGAGAGCAGGAAUCUGACCAAUGGGAAUGUGAGCGCCGGGAAGCUGAGCCUUGUGGACCUGGCAGGCAGUGAGAGAGCAGCCAAGACUGGCGCCAAGGACGACCAGCUAAAGGAGGCUAACUCCAUUAACAAGUCUCUGAGUGCCCUGGGUGAUGUGAUCUCAGCCCUGUCUGCUGAACUGCCCCAUGUGCCAUACAGGAAUAGCAAGCUGACACAGGUGAUGCAGGACUCCCUGGGUGGAAAUGCCAAAACCCUCAUGAUUGUUAACAUCUCUCCUUCAGAAUGCAACCUCGAUGAGACGCUCACAUCUCUCAUUUAUGCAACAAGAGUGAAGGCCAUAACCAACCAUGCUCAGAGAAAUGUGGAAAGCAAAGAGAUCGCCCAGCUAAAAGAGGUGAUCAUGAAGCUGAGGUCAGGACAGAUAGUGGAAGAAGAGGACAUUUGAACUGUACUCUAUUGCAAGUUGUGUACAAUAGUGGAGUAAAGUGUAAACUGGGA
Messenger RNA from Siniperca chuatsi (mandarin fish), 3701 nucleotides. Its product is annotated as kinesin-like protein KIN-14I. The record is from RefSeq and is a predicted model, not a curated record. The transcript is spliced from 20 exons. Gene Ontology annotation, molecular function: microtubule binding; microtubule motor activity; ATP binding. Lineage: Eukaryota; Metazoa; Chordata; Actinopteri; Centrarchiformes; Sinipercidae. Bases 1384 to 3648 code for a protein of 754 amino acids. Gene Ontology annotation, biological process: microtubule-based movement.